GUCAUUACCUUUCUCGUCUCUGUCUCUUCGUCGCCAUUAGCUUAAAGAGAAUCCAUCGUCAUCAUCAUCCACCUCAACUACUCCAUCCCCAAGAAGAAGUAGAUUCCCGCGGAGCUCUUUCUUCUUCGAGGUCUCCCAAGCUCUCUCUCACCUACCUAACUGCCAUGGCUACUAACAACAACCAUAACCUCUCGGAUCAACAACCUCCUUCCGACGAUUUCUUCGAGCAGAUCCUCGGAAUCUCCAACUUCUCCGCGUCUUCCAGCUCCGGUGGUCUCUCUGCACUCCCCGGAGGGUUAAGCGGACCGCCGCCGAUGAUGCUUCAGCUCGGUUCCGGGGAAGAAGGGAGUCAUAAUAACCAUAUGGGUGGUGGUGGUGGUGGUGGGCCUCUAGGGUUUCACAACGGGAUGUUUCCGUUGGGGUUGAGUCUCGAUCAAGGGAAAGGAGGAGGACAAGGCUUUCUUAAACCCGAUGGAAGUGGUGGGAAACGUUUCCAAGAUGAUGUUGUUGGUGUUGAUAAUCGAUGUUCCUCCAUCAAACCUGUUUUCCAUGGGCAGCCAAUGUCACAGCCACCUCCACCAAUGCCGCAUCAACAAUCUUCAAUCCGGCCUAGAGUUAGGGCUAGGCGAGGUCAGGCCACUGAUCCUCAUAGCAUCGCUGAGCGGCUGCGUAGGGAAAGAAUAGCAGAACGGAUCAGGGCGUUGCAGGAACUUGUACCUACCGUCAACAAGACUGAUAGGGCUGCUAUGAUCGAUGAGAUUGUCGAUUAUGUGAAGUUUCUCAGGCUCCAAGUUAAGGUCUUGAGCAUGAGUCGUCUUGGUGGGGCCGGUGCUGUUGCUCCACUAGUCACUGAAAUGCCAUUGUCUUCAUCAGUUGAGGAUGAGACACAAGCAGUGUGGGAGAAAUGGUCAGACGAUGGGACAGAGCGUCAAGUGGCUAAGCUGAUGGAAGAAAACGUUGGAGCAGCGAUGCAGCUUUUGCAGUCAAAGGCGCUUUGCAUAAUGCCAGUCUCAUUGGCGAUGGCGAUUUACCAUUCUCAGCCACCUGACACGUCUUCUUCAGUCGUGAAACCGGAGAUGAAUCCUCCUCAGUAGAUCUUUGCAUCUAAUUGGUCGUCGUCAGCUUCUUUGUUCCUUUUCCCUCCCCCACUACUACUACCACUUUUGUGACUGAUGAAUUCGAGAUGGAAUCAAAUUAGGAUUUGUGCAGUAAGAGGUAAAAAAAAAAGGAAAAGGGCUCUCACUUGUUUGGCCAAAUAUUUUUAUCAUUCUGAUGAAAGUAACUUUGUUUUGGCUGAAAGUAACUUUAAUGAGAGUUCGGAGAAGAAAGGCUUUUAAGGGUAGUAGUCUAGCUCCAGACCUAGUAGUGUAAUGUUUGUAAUGAAAUGUAUGGGAAGGUAACAUCUAUAUUCAGCCUAGCCAAAAAAAAUAUUCUUGCUUUUUUUUC
Messenger RNA from Raphanus sativus (radish), 1446 nucleotides. Its product is annotated as transcription factor bHLH7. NCBI's taxonomy places the organism in Eukaryota, Viridiplantae, Streptophyta, Magnoliopsida, Brassicales, Brassicaceae. Gene Ontology annotation, molecular function: RNA polymerase II cis-regulatory region sequence-specific DNA binding; protein dimerization activity; DNA-binding transcription factor activity, RNA polymerase II-specific. Gene Ontology annotation, biological process: regulation of transcription by RNA polymerase II. Gene Ontology annotation, cellular component: nucleus. The transcript is spliced from 6 exons. The record is from RefSeq and is a predicted model, not a curated record. The coding region runs from base 165 to 1094 and encodes 309 amino acids.